UGGAACCCGUGGCUGAGCCGCACUUGGAGGCCGGGAGCUGGACUCGGUUCUCAGAGGCUGUUUGAAGCGCACGUUAUUGGGAGCGUUUCCCCCUCACUCCCCCAGUACGGUAGCCAUUACUUGGCGAACCAGGGCCGCCUGAGCGAGCUGGAGGCCAGGCGCAAGUUCUGGCAGAUCCUCUCAGCGGUGGAGUACUGCCACAACCACAAGAUCGUCCACCGGGAUCUGAAAGCUGAGAACCUGCUGUUAGACAGCAGCAUGAACAUUAAGAUAGCAGAUUUUGGUUUUGCUAACUUCUACAAGCCAGGGGAGCCUCUGUCCACGUGGUGCGGGAGCCCGCCCUAUGCAGCUCCGGAGGUGUUCGAAGGACAGCAAUACGAAGGGCCUUUGCUGGACAUCUGGAGCCUGGGCGUGGUCCUCUACGUGCUGGUCUGUGGAGCCCUACCCUUUGACGGUCCGACGCUCCCGCUGCUGAGGCAGAGGGUCCUGGAGGGCAGGUUCAGAAUACCCUACUUCAUGUCCGAAGACUGUGAGCACCUCAUCCGCCGCAUGCUGGUGUUAGACCCGUCCAAGAGGCUCAGCAUUGCUCAGAUCAAGGAGCACAAGUGGAUGCUGGCGGAGGUCCCGGUGCAGAGGCCCGUCGGACACCCCCAGCCCAGGGAGGGCGAGACCGGCCCGGGCGAGUACAACGAGCAGGUCCUCCGGCUGAUGCACAGCCUGGGCAUCGACCAGCAGAAGACGAUUGAGUCUUUGCAGAACAAGAGUUACAACCACUUUGCGGCCAUCUACUACCUGCUGGUGGAGAGGCUGAAGUCGCACCGCAGCAGCUUCCCCGUGGACCAGCGGCUCGACGCCCGGCAGCGGCGGCCAAGCACGAUCGCGGAGCAAACCGUGGCCAAGGCGGACCCCGCGGUGGCCCAGGUGAACCUCUUCACGCAGAGCGUCAGGAUGCGGAGGUCUCCGGCCCUGCCCCCGAACCCUGCCGUGGACUCCUUCACCCUAACCCUGCACUUCAUGGAGGAAGACGUCAACACUCCCAAGGUAAACGGGUGCCUCCUGGACCCGCUGCCCCCCUCGAUACCGAGGAAGGGGUGCCCCCCCACGCCCAGCAACAUGAUGGAGACGUCGAUCGACGAGGGCAUAGAGACGGAGGAGGACCCCGCCCAGGUCUACGCCUCCUUCCAGGCAAUGAGGUGCGGUCAGCGCCGGCACACUCUGGCCGAAGUCAGCGACCAGCCAGGGGUGCUGCCAAGCACAGGGAAGCUGUACGCCGUGGGGGACAUUCCGCCCAUGGGGAGCGUCGACGCGGAGUACGAGCUGGGGCUGGUGCACGGCGAGGACGCGCCGGCCGGCCAGCCCGUGGCCCGGGUCACCCCGCCGCUUUCCGGCAUCAACCCCCCCAACCCCGCCAUGGAGGCGCUGGCCUCGCAGAAGCGCGAGGUGCAGAACCGGUCCCCGGUCAGCUUCCGCGAGGGCCGGAGAGCCUCGGACACUUCCCUGACGCAAGGUAUCGUCGCCUUCCGCCAGCACCUGCAGAACCUGGCCAGGACCAAGGGGGUCCUGGAGCUGAACAAGGUCCAGCUGCUCUACCAACAGAUGAACUCGGACAUCGACCUCGACUCCCUCCCGUCAACACAGUUGCAGAGGCUUCUCACCACCCACAACCAGGAUGAGUCCGCACAGCAGGCUAGCACUGCCCUGUUCCCCAAUGGAGUCCAUCCACACCUGUUGUCCAGACGUCAGAGCCUGGAAACCCACUACCUGCAGCAUCGAUUGCCGAACCCCAACUUACUGAACAAAGCACAGAACAGCUGCCCUAUGUAUUGCAAGGAGAUCCCCAGGAGCCUGGAGCAACAGCUGCAGGAACACAGGCUGCAGCAGAAGCGCCUGUUCCUCCAGAAGCAGUCCCAGCUGCAGGCCUACUUCAACCAGAUGCAGAUCGCUGAGGGCACCUACCCCCAGCAGAUGCCCGGCCAUCACCCCGACGUCCAGCCGCCGUUCGGCCUGCCGCAGCCCGUCAGCCCGGCCCUGGCGCCCGCGGGGCAGAUGCGCUGCAACCCCUUCCUCCGCCAACACUAUGAGCUGCAGCUCCCCCCGCAGGCCCCGGCCCACCUGGAGGGGCAGCUGCGGUUUCCCUACCCGCCCUGCCACGCGGUCGGGGCCACGGCACCCGAGCCGGGCUACCCGGAACAGUGCCCCUACGCUCUCAACCAAACCCAGCCGGCGGCCAUGCCCCUGCCCGAGAACCAGGCGGGCGAAGCUGCCCCUGACUCGCUGGAGACCUACAAGGACGUAGCGAUCCCCGAAAUGCCAGGGCUCUUUGACUGCGAGAUGAUGGAGACUGUCGACCCCCAACACGGGGGCUACGUCCUGGUGAACUGACCUCGCUGAGAAGGAAGGGGUGACCGGAAGAGAAAUGGAGUCCGUUUCGUUUGUACAUUUCGAGAUAUCACUAAACCUGACGACGUUUUUUUUUUCCUUCUUCAAGCGUGGCUGGGGGAGGGGGGGGCGCAGUGGAGGUCUGCCGUGCAGGAACUGGCUGACUCGUAGGAGCGAUCGUCGUGGGGGUUCCUUCGGGCCUCGAGAAGGGAGAGAGAGGCAGGAGAGGCGGACCUUACCGUGGAACGCGCUCCCAAAGUGGGGGGGGUUGUGGACAAACACAGCGGAACGACGAGCACGCAACUCGGCUUAGGACGCGGCGCACGACGGGUCGUAUCGGUUCCGCCGGGGGGGGGGGGGGGAGAAAAAAAAAAAGAAGCAAUACGUUAAGCGAGAAAACUUUGAGCUCAGUAGCUGGGAAAUUCACGGAAAAUUUAUGAUCUAACCAUCCCAACUGAGAAUCCUCCAGCCGACAACCGCGUACCUCCCGUUGACCGUCGAACAAUGCAAUGUGUCUGGGGUGGCUGGUGUGUGUGUGUGCUUAACUGCUUUAAGCUGUGACCCCCCCCCUCCCACCACCACCCCCCCCCCCCUAGAAACCGAGUAGCGGGACUCGCUUAUCGUAAUCCAAGGUAACCCGUCCCAGAUCGCCAAGGAGAGAGAGAGAGAGAGAAAUAAAACUGCUUGACUCAUACAUUUCACACGCCAGAGGAUGUUGCUAGAUUAGGGUUAAACACCUUAGCGUAGAAAGUUCUAACAAAUCUUUUGAAAAGCUCCUCCUUCCGGGGGGGGGGGGGGGGGGGAGGGUAUUUUAAGUCUACACGCCUCUGGAUUCAGAAGGAGGUAAUUUGACGUGUUAGUACUCGUUCAGUGUUUGCUUUCGAGGAAUAAUUCAUUGUAAUUUUGGAUUUCAAACAUGAGUUGCUGGUUGCUAAUUAAAGACAUUGUACACUUUGCCUAGGGUUUUUUAGAAGUUCUAUGAGAAAUAAGCUUUACAGACAGAAACUGUCGCGUGAGGUGUGAUGUGCUGUGCCUUUUUCCCUUUUCACCCCUACCCUCUCCCCCCACCCCCCCCCCCCCCGGCUUCCUUUAACUUAAACGUAAACAGCAACACAUUUCUGGAAAGAAGUUUCGGCAAGACGAUGCCCCCAGUUAACCAAAGUCACUUCAGAGCCGAGCCCUGGGGUUCCACCGUGUGGAGCACAGGGCUCCGUCUCGCUCUGCGUUCAGACUGACCUGUAUGUAAAGAGUAAAAAGCAAUAUUUAUUAAGUGUUUUCAAGAGAUGAUUGUAUACUGAGAUGGCUGUUUUUUUUUCCUGUUCUGUCGGAAUAACGUCUCCUCGUUUUCCCUCCUGCUCCAUUGUACGCAAGGUCAGGGUAUUUCAAGUUCAUCCUCCGCCGCCGGGCGGAACAAUGUUCCCCUGGACCGAGGUGUCGUGGGGUCAUAGAAAAGUACAGUGCAGAAAACAGGCCCUUCGGCCCACCUACCUACCCCGUGCUGGAACCGUUUAAGCUGCCCGCUCCCAUCGACCCGCACCGGGACCACACCCCUCCCACCCGUGUACCUUGUCCAAACUUCUCUUAAACGUCGAAACUGAGCUGGCAGCUCGUUCCACGCACCCACCGCCCUCCGACUGAAGUUCCCCUUCGGCUUUUCACCCUUCACCCUUAACCCAUGACCUCUAGCUGUUGCCCCACCCAGCCUCAGUGGGAAAAGCCUGCUUGCGUUUACCCUAUCGAUACCCCUCAUAAUUUUAUAUACCUCUAUCAAAUCCCCUCUCAAUCUCCCACGCUCCGAAGAACGAAGUCCCGACCUUAUAACUCCGGUCCUUCAGACCCGGCCACAUCCUCGUAAGUUUUCAACCUUGUUUACCUCGUUCCUGUAGGUAGGUGCACGGCACUGUUCAUAUGUAACUUACACACACACACUCACACUCACACACUCACACACACACUCACACACACACACACACUCACACACACACACACACACACACACACACUCACACACACACACACACACACACACACAGAGACACACACACACACACACUCACACACACACACACACUCACACACACACACACACACACUCACACACACACACACACAGAGACACACACACUCACACACACACUCACACACACACACACACACACGCACACUCACACACACACACACACAGAGACACACACACACACUCACACACACACUCACACACUCACACACACACACACACACACAGAGACACACACACACACACACACAGACACACACACACACACACUCACACACACACACACUCACACACACACUCACACACACACACACUCACACACACACUCACACACACACACUCACACACACACACACACACACACUCUCACACACACACACACACACACACACACACUCACACACACACACACAGAGACACACACACACACACACACAGACACACACACACACACACACUCACACACACACACACUCACACACACACUCACACACAAACACACUCACACACACAUCUUACCGCAAAUAAAUUAACAAAUAAUUAGGUGCAUUUACAAGUUAAUAAGUAAACAGUACUGGCGCUCCAUACAUGAUUAAAUUAAUUUGCAAAACCACCUGGCCCAGAACUAGCUGAAGUCUGUAGGAUUUGGUAGGUACACAGACCUUUGAAGCUGCCAAUUUUGUAGAUUCAGUUGGCGUUGACUUCCUAUUCCACCAUGAAAUGUCAACACUGUGGAAUUUGCAGUCUUAACUCAUCGCACCUCAGCCUCCUGCGGGAGAUCUCUGAGCCCGCUUCCCUGAGCAGACAGGCGGGCGAGCGCCGCAUGGGUCUCUGUGGUGUUCCCGAGGCCCGGCCAGUCGACAGCACCCAGAAGCCCAGUCAGCGACUCGCUUUCUCCCCCUCAGCGUUCCUGCUCCCACUCCUGCUUGCUGCCCGUUCGGCUUUCCCGGGCCGUCGGUGCGUCCCAUUUGCUAAUAAUACCACGUCCUGCCUCUCCCGCCCUCCACCGCCACGCCCGGACAUCUCAAGCCCGGCUGCGACUCAAGAGUGGGGAUGGUUUCGAAGCACGGCUUUCUAGAUCUUCCUUGGAAUGUGCUACCCAGACACGGCCCAAGGGGGACAACCCUCGGUGAUGCUGAUCCCUGCCCCAAGCCCUCUGCCACAGCAUCUUAAAUAAAAAUACGUCACCAAUGCCCCUCCCCCCCAAACGCCGCAAUGUUUUCUCAAGGUGUGUCACUGCCGCUGAACUUGAUUUCUGGUUUUUCGGUCAGGAAAGGAAUCUCCUGACGCCUCAGCGGGCCAUCGCUGUGACAAUGCAGACCCUCCGAGAAUGACCAAGCUUGUCCCAGGCUUGAUGACCCAGGCAUGCGGAGGGACGCAAUGCACGAGACGCUGUGGUAGGAUCGGGUAGGAUGGGGCGUAUUGAACACGAUGAUGAGGCAGCGACUUGUGUCUGACAGUGACUGGGGUGAAUUUUUGUCUAACAGAGAGUGGGGUGACAUUUUGCCUGACAGAGACUGGGGUGUCUGUGUCUAACAGAGAGUGGGGAGACAUUUUGCCUGACAGAGACUGGGGUGUCUGUGUCUAACAGAGAGUGGGGAGACAUUUUGCCUGACUGUGACUGGGGUGUCUGUGUCUGACAGAGAGUGGGGAGACAUUUUGCCUGACAGAGACUGGGGAGACAUUUUGCCUGACUGUGACUGGGGUGAAUUUUUGUCUAACAGAGAGUGGGGAGACAUUUUGCCUGACAGAGACUGGGGUGCCUGUGUCUAACAGAGAGUGGGGAGACAUUUUGCCUGACAGAGACUGGGGUGUCUGUGUCUGACAGAGAGUGGGGAGACAUUUUGCCUGACAGACUGGGGUGAAUUUUUGUCUAACAGAGAGUGGGGAGACAUUUUGCCUGACAGAGACUGGGGUGUCUGUGUCUGACAGAGAGUGGGGAGACAUUUUGCCUGACAGAGACUGGGGUGUCUGUGUCUAACAGAGAGUGGGGUGACAUUUUGCCUGACAGAGACUGGGGUGUCUGUGUCUAACAGAGAAUGGGGAGACAUUUUGCCUGACAGAGACUGGGGUGUCUGUGUCUAACAGAGAGUGGGGAGACAUUUUGCCUGACAGACUGGGGUGAAUUUUUGUCUAACAGAGAGUGGGAAGACAUUUUGCCUGACAGAGACUGGGGUGUCUGUGUCUGACAGAGAGUGGGGAGACAUUUUGCCUGACAGACUGGGGUGAAUUUUUGUCUAACAGAGAGUGGGAAGACAUUUUGCCUGACAGAGACUGGGGUGUCUGUGUCUAACAGAGAGUGGGGAGACAUUUUGCCUGACAGACUGGGGUGAAUUUUUGUCUAACAGAGAGUGGGAAGGCAUUUUGCCUGACAGACUGGGGUGUCUGUGUCUGACAGAGAGUGGGGAGACAUUUUGCCUGACUGUGACUGGGGUGACUGUGUCUAACAGAGAGUGGGGAGACAUUUUGCCUGACAGAGACUGGGGUGUCUGUGUCUAACAGAGAGUGGGGUGACAUUUUGCCUGACAGAGACUGGGGUGAAUUUUUGUCUAACAGAGAGUGGGGAGACAUUUUGCCUGACAGACUGGGGUGAAUUUUUGUCUAACAGAGAGUGGGAAGACAUUUUGCCUGACAGAGACUGGGGUGUCUGUGUCUAACAGAGAGUGGGGAGACAUUUUGCCUGACAGAGACUGGGGUGUCUGUGUCUAACAGAGAGUGGGGAGACAUUUUGCCUGACAGACUGGGGUGAAUUUUUGUCUAACAGAGAGUGGGAAGACAUUUUGCCUGACAGAGACUGGGGUGUCUGUGUCUGACAGAGAGUGGGGAGACAUUUUGCCUGACAGAGACUGGGGUGUCUGUGUCUAACAGAGAAUGGGGGAGACAUUUUGCCUGACUGUGACUGGGGUGUCUGUGUCUGAAAGAGAGUGGGGAGACAUUUUGCCUGACAGACUGGGGUGAAUUUUUGUCUAACAGAGAGUGGGGAGACAUUUUGCCUGACAGAGACUGGGGUGUCUGUGUCUAACAGAGAGUGGGAAGACAUUUUGCCUGACAGAGAGUGGGGAGACAUUUUGCCUGACAGAGACUGGGGUGUCUGUGUUUAACAGAGAAUGGGGAGACAUUUUGCCUGACAGAGACUGGGGUGUCUGUGUCUGACAGAGAAUGGGGAGACAUUUUGCCUGACAGACACUGGGGUGUCUGUGUCAAACAGAGAGUGGGGAGACAUUUUGCCUGACAGACUGGGGUGAAUUUUUGUCUAACAGAGAAUGGGGAGACAUUUUGCCUGACAGAGAAUGGGGAGACAUUUUGCCUGACUGUGAUUGGGGUGACUGUGUCUAACAGAGAGUUGGAAGACAUUUUGCCUGACAGAGACUGGGGUGUCUGUGUCUAACAGAGAGUGGGGAGACAUUUUGCCUGACAGACUGGGGUGAAUUUUUGUCUAACAGAGAGUGGGGAGACAUUUUGCCUGACUGUGACUGGGGUGUCUGUGUCUGACAGAGAAUGGGGAGACAUUUUGCCUGACAGAGACUUGGGUGUCUGUGUCUAACAGAGAGUGGGGAGACAUUUUGCCUGACAGACUGGGGUGAAUUUUUGUCUAACAGAGAAUGGGGAGACAUUUUGCCUGACUGUGACUGGGAUGAAUUUUUGUCUAACAGAGAGUGGGGAGACAUUUUGCCUGACAGACUGGGGCGUCUGUGUCUAACAGAGAGUGGGGAGACAUUUUGCCUGACAGACUGGGGUGAAUUUUUGUCUAACAGAGAGUGGGGAGACAUUUUGCCUGACAGAGACUGGGGUGUCUGUGUCUAACAGAGAGUGGGGAGACAUUUUGCCUGACAGACUGGGGUGAAUUUUUGUCUAACAGAGAGUGGGGAGACAUUUUGCCUGACAGAGACUGGGGUGUCUGUGUCUAACAGAGAGUGGGGUGACAUUUUGUCCGACAGAGACUGGGGUGAAUUUUUGUCUAACAGAGAGUGGGGAGACAUUUUGCCUGACUGUGACUGGGGUGAAUUUUUGCCUGACUGUGACUGGGGUGGCUUUUUGUCUAACAGAGAAUGGGGAGACAUUUUGCCUGACUGUGACUGGGGUGAAUUUUUGCCUGACUGUGACUGGGGUGGCUUUUUGUCCGACAGAGACUGGGGUGAAUUUUUGUCUAACAGAGAGUGGGGAGACAUUUUGCCUGACUGUGACUGGGGUGAAUUUUUGCCUGACUGUGACUGGGGUGAAUUUUUGUCUAACAGAGAAUGGGGAGACAUUUUGCCUGACUGUGACUGGGGUGAAUUUUUGCCUGACUGUGACUGGGGUGGCUUUUUGUCCGACAGAGACUGGGGUGAAUUUUUUGUCUGACAGAGAAUGGGGAGACAUUUUGCCUGACAGAGACUGGGGUGAAUUUUUGUCUAACAGAGAGUGGGGAGACAUUUUGCCUGACAGACUGGGGUGUCUGUGUCUGACAGAGAGUGGGGUGACAUUUUGCCUGACUGUGACUGGGGUGAAUUUUUGUCUAACAGUGACUGGGGUGGCUUUUUGUCCGACAGAGUCUGGGGUGAAUUUUUGUCUAACAGAGAGUGGGGAGACAUUUUGCCUGACAGACUGGGGUGUCUGUGUCUGACAGAGAGUGGGGUGACAUUUUGCCUGACUGUGACUGGGGUGAAUUUUUGUCUAACAGUGACUGGGGUGGCUUUUUGUCCGACAGAGUCUGGGGUGGCUUUUUUCAGCCCAAUAGCGAGGGCCCUGCUGUGCUGUACACCGGACGGCCUCUAACCCCUAACCCCUCUCAGCCGCCUGACAUUAAGAGCCGUUCGGUUCUCCCACUUCCCCUAACCGGUAGCCAGUAGCUUAGACCGAACCCCUCCCCCCCAAACCGCCUCCCCUUCCUCCCCCAUCUCACUGCCCAGGGAGCGCACAGCAGGUGUAGAACAACGCAGUUCCACAGGCAUGUCCAGAGAACCUUGGCCAGGCUCAAUAGUCUCCUCCCGGCCUUCACUGCUUUCACGAAACCAUUGAGCUACAUAGCCCGCUAGGGUCUGUAAUCUGAAUUUGCCGUAGGGAGUGUUUUUACCUUUGUAAUCUUUUAAUACAACAAAUACUUUGAAGAGACUUUGGUGCAAUGUAUAAAGUUAAGGUGGUGACGGAAAUAAGUGCAAUAUGUGUGGACAUGUAGAAUGCGUUCUGUUAAUAGCCGAUGCACUACUGUGUAUGCUCUUGAUGUGUGAGGGAAAAAAAAGCUGCUUUUUUACGAUUUGGUAAUUAAACAAUAGUGUUGUUUCUACAGUAAUGAAAUGUCAUACACCUAAUGGACCUUUUGAAGAAACCAAUCGUCUAUGGUUACAUUGAGAAAAUCUGUGUAUUAUACUGGUGUGACACUGCCUUCUUUUGGUCUGUCAGAGAGAGCCUGGCAGCCCUCGGUACCUCAAAAGCAACGGUUUUUUUUGUAUGACAAUGAGAAAUUACGAAAGUGACUCUUCUGUUUUUUGUUGGAACUAUUUGGCAGACGUCUGCGCCAGAACUGUGUGGAGAAGAUGCUGCUGAGUUUUACGGUAGUUUGACAAGCAAUCUUUGUACUGUUAACCAAAGGAUAAUUUAAAAUCGGUAACUUCAAGGAUCUAAAGAAAUGCAGUUCAUGUAUUGGUCCAAAUUCUAGUUUGAUUGAAGAAUAAAUCAAGGUUGUAGUGUUUGAGCAAUAA
Molecule: messenger RNA, 10074 nt
Organism: Hypanus sabinus (Atlantic stingray)
Lineage: Eukaryota; Metazoa; Chordata; Chondrichthyes; Myliobatiformes; Dasyatidae
Gene: sik2b
Product: salt-inducible kinase 2b
Exons: 13
Biological process (GO): microtubule cytoskeleton organization; intracellular signal transduction; protein phosphorylation
Cellular component (GO): cytoplasm
Molecular function (GO): protein serine/threonine kinase activity; tau-protein kinase activity; ATP binding
Source: RefSeq, a predicted model, not a curated record